Messenger RNA from Hordeum vulgare subsp. vulgare (domesticated barley), 1350 nucleotides. RefSeq lists its product as uncharacterized. The record is from RefSeq and is a predicted model, not a curated record. The coding region runs from base 907 to 1326 and encodes 139 amino acids. NCBI's taxonomy places the organism in Eukaryota, Viridiplantae, Streptophyta, Magnoliopsida, Poales, Poaceae. The transcript has 4 exons.
AUCAACCCCUUUUUUACCGCAUAUCGUUAUCGGUUUGUUAAUUAGACCCCCUAACCUAGUUAUUCUCGACCAUCCGAUUUAAGUCGGAAGGUCCAGAUAGCCCUAGACCUAAACCCAUGUAAUAUAUAUAGAACCACUUAGCCAAUCAGACCAAAAACCUAGGGAUCCUAACUUGUCACAUCCACCGCCGCCACCACACCUAAUUUUUUUUCAUCGGGCCAACCCACAGCGUCUCCUGCCUCCUCCCAUCCCGUGAGCCGUCCCGAGAUCCCGUGUCCUCUGCAGCUGUGCCCCGUGCAUGGAGCAGAGCUCCACCCAGCCAUGGCCACGACUUGAGGUGCCGGCCAUGUGUCGUCGCCGCAUAGAUCCAGGUCGGCGGCCUCGGAUCCGUCAGCCCGUCCCUGCCAGCACCGCCUUGCCUACCUGCCAUCGGCCGAGCCCCGAGCUCGCCGCCCGCCGCUGCUCCAACCUCCCGCUCGACCCCUAACGAGGCAUGUCCACCCCAUCCCGCUGGGAAUGGGUCUCUGGACCCAGAUCGGCUCGGUUCCGGUCGGUUUUCUCGCGACCCCGUGGAGCGCACCGCCGCCGUGCUUGUCCCUGCUCGGGUUCGAACAGAGCUCAAGCUCUAGGAGCGUUGACCCGUGCGCUCCUCUCGCUUGCCUCACCCUUGCAGCAGCACCAUCCCGCGGCCCCGAUCUCGCCUCAUGCCAUGGUCCUCUCGUACCCCAUCCUUGUUGCUGAUGCGUUGACCCCGAGCUCUGCCCAUGUGCAGCCAUCCGCACCGCCGCCUGCAGCUCUAGUCGGGCCCGACCACGCCCCACAUCUGUCGUGCGCCUCCUGUCCAUGACCGAUGUCGUCCUGUUUCAUCUCUAUGAAGUUUGAGACCGUCAAGUUUUCGACGAUCCGAUGAUGCGCCAAGUACCACUACCGCCGACCUCUGAAGACCGAGGAUUUGCCAAGUUCCUCUCCAACCGUGUACGACUACCAUUGACGUGGAACCGCCAAGACCGUGUGUACCACUACCAUUGCCGAAGACCCGGGUACCACUACUUCGACUACCGUCGCGGGAAGCACUACUUCCACGACGUCCACGAUGACCCAUGUACAUCUACACCGCAACAACUCGAAUCGCUCCGAGACGCACGCUUCAAAGGAGCCAUGCUAGUUGCACUUUGUCCCUCUUCUUCCGUGCCCCCGACACAUGGGAACUCGGUAACCGAGUUCCGAACCGCUUCGGAGUGUCAGGAUCCGUUCGACUGCGUCGGUUGGUCUGCUUCACGGAGUCGUUCUUCUUCCAAGCGGGAUCUUAGUUGCAGGUACAGGUAAAGAGUUGAUAUGACGUGAGUGCGU